Molecule: messenger RNA, 830 nt
Organism: Rhododendron vialii
Lineage: Eukaryota; Viridiplantae; Streptophyta; Magnoliopsida; Ericales; Ericaceae
Product: DNA-directed RNA polymerase II subunit RPB7-like
Exons: 6
Coding region: 93-617 (174 amino acids)
Biological process (GO): DNA-templated transcription; positive regulation of nuclear-transcribed mRNA poly(A) tail shortening; positive regulation of translational initiation
Cellular component (GO): P-body; RNA polymerase II, core complex
Molecular function (GO): translation initiation factor binding; single-stranded RNA binding; single-stranded DNA binding
Source: RefSeq, a predicted model, not a curated record
CAAAGCCCUACAAAAAUUCCUCUUCUCUCUCUCUCUCCACGAAGACGACAUCACGCUCGCGCCACUGCUCGUCGUCCGCGAUUUUGAAAGCCAUGUUUUUCCACAUGGUUUUGGAGCGAAACAUGCAGCUCCACCCCCGCCACUUCGGCCGCGACCUCCGAGAAAAGCUCGUCGCCAAGCUCAUGAAAGACGUCGAAGGGACUUGCAGCGGUCGACACGGGUUCGUGGUGGGGAUUACUGGUAUCGAGAGCGUCGGAAAAGGGCUAAUUCGGGACGGCACUGGGUUCGUUACCUUCCCUGUGAAGUACCAGUGCGUUGUUUUCCGACCAUUCAAAGGAGAGAUCUUAGAAGCUGUUGUUACCAUGGUUAAUAAAAUGGGAUUUUUCGCUGAAGCAGGGCCAGUUCAAAUUUUCGUGUCGAAUCAUUUGAUACCUGAUGAUAUGGAGUUCCAAUCUGGAGAUAUGCCUAAUUACACAACUUCAGAUAGAUCAGUCAAGAUUGAAAAGGAAAGUGAAGUACGGCUAAAGAUUAUUGGAACUCGGGUGGAUGCUACAGAGAUAUUCUGCAUUGGUACAAUAAAGGACGACUUCUUGGGUGUUCUUGGGGGUGAUCAGUGAUCUGAGCGCUGCUGCUUAAUAAUAGCUCAAUUUGCUUCUAAAGAACUGAGACUGUUUCCAAGUGUGAACUAUUUUGUGUUUACUUAAAAAUCCUACUUCCCAAGAAAACAUGUGUGCUCAAUUUUCAUGUGCGAGUACAACGCUCAAGGAUUGUUCUGCAAUUACUGGGCAGAUUACAUGGUAAUGGGAGGAGAAAGAAUUCAGAUAGUGCUA